Vespa crabro (European hornet) is the source of this 3488-nucleotide messenger RNA. RefSeq lists its product as uncharacterized. Bases 911 to 1921 code for a protein of 336 amino acids. The record is from RefSeq and is a predicted model, not a curated record. NCBI's taxonomy places the organism in Eukaryota, Metazoa, Arthropoda, Insecta, Hymenoptera, Vespidae. The transcript has 6 exons.
AAGAGAGCAUUUUUAUUUUUAGCAAGUUCGUCCGCGGUUCUCUCUCUCUCUCUCUCUCUCUCUCUCUCUCUCUCUCUCUUGUUCUUUUGCUCUUUUGCUCUCUCACUCUCUCUCACUCGAGCAUCGGUCGCAAAAACCGGUUCCUCUCUCGUGGCACCACUGCUCACCAAGGAAAGCACGAGGAACCAAGAGAGAAAGAGAGAGAGAGAGAGAAAGAAAGAGAGAGAGAGAGAGAGAGAGAGAAAGAGAAAGAUACGAGAGUCCAGUAUAGACGAAGAAUCUUAAGAGAAAGAGAAAGAGAAAAAGAGAAAGAGUAAGAGAUAGAAAGAACUUGGAAUUUGCUCGUGUCCCAAUACACAUAGUCGCCGACGUCGUUUUCACGUUCCUCUAUGUGAAUAUAUAUAUAUAUAAUAUAUAUAUACAUAUAUCAUACAUAUAUAUAUAUAUAUAUAGAGGUAGAGAGAAAGAGGGACAAACAUAACAUAUAUUUAUGUGACUAUUCUUCUAUCUCACUCUUUCCAACUUGUCUAUCCACUAAUCUAUUGUUACUCUCACUCACACAUACAUAUACAUAUAUAUAUACAUAUAUAUAUAUAUAUAUAUAUAUCAGCAGAGAUAGCAGACAGACUGCAGACAUACACGCAUAUUUACCUCUCUCUUCUAACCUCCUACGUUAUAUCGAUCGCAUAUGCACAAAACGGAUUAUAGUCCCUACAAGACUUAUAGUCGAACGAAAAUCUUUUAUUUUAUUAUUGCUCGAAAUAAAUAAAAGAGAAAAUAAAAGGGGGGAGAUUGGAAGAAAGAGAGAAAGAUAGAGGGAGAGAGAAAGAUAGAGGGAGAGAGAGAGAGAGAGAGAGAGAGAGAGAGUGAGAGUUUGGAUAAAGGGGGAGGAAAAAUCGUUAUGUGAAGAAUGGCAACCGAUUCCAGCAACAACGAGAACAACAAUCGUCAUCAUCAUCAUCAUAAUCAUAAUCAUGGGGUUAGAGCUGUCGCAACGACGACUACAGAUCCAAGACGUAACGAAAAGCGCGCCGUUGCGGCCAGAGGUGCCGCUGGUGCACUUGCUCUCAGCGUAUUGGCUGUCGUCCUCCAAUCAGCUGCCACGGCUACCCCCGCCUGGGGAUACUUCACCAAUCCCGAUGCUGGUACAGCUGCGGAAAAGGGUUACUUUGGACCAUGGAGGCAAUGCAAGUUCCUUUUAUAUGGUCGAGAAAGAUGUGGCCAAGGUAUCUCAAGGUUUCAACCAGUGUUGGCUGUGUGGGUGGCUGGAUUGGCUGCUGCAGCAGCUUCUACGUUACUCGCCAUAUUGGUUGGCCUUGCCGUACUUCAGCUUGCCAUGGCUUCAUCUGCGAAGAAGGUUGUCAUUUCGUAUAGCACUGCUCUUAUCGGCAAGGUCGCUUUAGCAACCUUGGCAACGUCAUUGGCCAUCGUAGCUGCGAGUUUAUUUGCUUUGCAAACGGAUGACAGAGCGAACAGUUUCGUUGUUUCAAGAGGAGAAGCUUUUUAUAUGCAGUUAGCUGCCAUUGCCUUGAACUUUGGCGUGCUCGUCUCUGCCGUUUACGAGGGAAUUUACGCACGAAGGGGUGGCGACCCUACGAAGCUAAGAACCAUCCCUGAUCCUCGUGCAGCUACCAUAAAUAAUCCAGGAUAUCGAGAACACCAUCGACCGACGAAUGGUGGAAGUAUUUCAAUGACAGAUGCAAGUGGUAAACCAUAUGUGGGUGGUGCCGGUAAUGGUUCGAUGGCGUCCGUAGCUACGUCAGGAAGUGCAGCUAGUACUGCAUCUCCUUUGAGAAGCUCGUUAAAGAAACCAAAACCCCUCGGAAUCCAUAAUCCAGGAUUCUCGGCACAUAGUCCAACGUUAUCGAGGAAUGGCUCGCAAAAGAAAGUCCGUAUACAGACUCAUUCUACGGAAGUUUAAGAAUGGAAGAGAGCCAAGGUUGAUAUCUAUUUCUUUUUUUCUCUUUUUUUCUACGACGAGAAGAAAAAAGAAAAAAGAAAAAAAAAACAGAAAAUUCGUCGAUGAAGAAGAAAACGAAGGAAGGGAAGAGAGUAAAAAAAGAAAAUGGAAAAGGAAGAAAAAAAACAAAGAUUUUGUGAAGAACUCAUGGAAAUGAUUUCUCUCUUUUUUUUUUCCUUUUUUUUUUCUCUCUCUCUCUCUCUCUCUUUCUCUCUCUUUUUCCUUCGUCGAACACGAUCGAACGUAUGAAAUAUACUCGACGAGAUUUGUUUUUGCAUUUUUUAUUGUUUAUAUAAAUCUAAAUCGAUAUCAUUAACUUUCGAUGAGAUCGAUCUUAAAGAUUACCGAUCAAACGUCGGUAAGAUAGUUCUCUUCUGCUUUGGUUGUGAAACUGAACGCGUGGUGAUAUAAAACGAAAUAUAUAUAUAUAUAUACAUAUAUAAUUCCAUAUUAUUCCGAAUUAAACUAGAUCAAUAAGAAAUAUAAUAAAUGAAUGUAAUUUAAUUACGUAGAAUAACGUAAUUUGUUUAUUUGUUAAUCGCACGCGAGUCAAGAAUAUAUAUUAUUGUAGUUUAAUAUGACGAAAUAUUUGUUAAUUAAUUUAAUCAAACGAUCAGGUGAAACCGGUCGUUGAAUUAUAUAAUCGUUGUCAUUUUUUGAUUUACAAAAAAAAAAAAAAAAAAAAAGAAAGAAAGAAAGAAAGGAAAAAAAGAAAAGAAAUAAACGAAAAACAAAACGAAACAAAAAAUGGAAGAAAGACAAAAGAUCGGACGAUUAAAUUAGAAUUAACUUUUAAAAGAAAAUCUUAUGGGAACGUAAUCUCUCUCGGUUUAAUUAAUUUUUAAUUGAAUUGUAUUAAAUUAAUUAGCACGUCCUUGAAAGUAAAUUAGACAAUACUUAUUAUUUGCAUCACAUCCGUCCAGCCCUAAGCAGGCAGCUAGUUACACAGAGCGAGAUAUAUAGUAUAUUAUAUACAUACAUAUACACAUACUCACAUAAACACGAAUAUAAAUAUAUGUAUAUUUAUAUUUUUUAGGGAUUGUUUUGAUAUGGGGUGGUCGAAAAGUUUUCAAAAUAAGACAAAAAGUCUUUAAAUGAUUUUAAAAAUCGAUUAUUCCUUUUCGAGAAGUUGCAAUAAUGUAAUUAAAAUUACAGCUUAACGAGCUAAUAUCGAAGUUUUAUAAUUCGUAAAAAAGAUUAGCCUAAAUGCUUUCAAAAUGGAGUAAUUGAUUUUUCAAACCAUUUAAAAUCUUUUGACCUAAAUAGACAUUUUUGGUCCACCCUGUAUAUAUAUAUAUAUAUAUAUAUAUAUAUAUAUAUAUAUAUAUAUAUAUUUAUACACACAUACACAUAUGUAGAUAGAUACGUAUGUAGGUACACGGAAUGGAUUUUUUCUUUUUUUAAAUAUCCUCCGAAUUUUAUUAUUAUUAACGAGAUAUAUAUAUAUAGUGGACGAUGAUUUUAAGUGAUUUUAAGUUACCCUCCCUCGUUCGUCUCUUUAAAAAUAUAAAAAAAAAAAAAGAUAUAA